Molecule: messenger RNA, 687 nt
Organism: Ixodes scapularis (black-legged tick)
Lineage: Eukaryota; Metazoa; Arthropoda; Arachnida; Ixodida; Ixodidae
Exons: 5
Coding region: 65-376 (103 amino acids)
Source: RefSeq, a predicted model, not a curated record
GUAAUUUCUUGUUCCACCUAAAAUCACUGGAUCCUCGUCAGAUUAUUGUACUUCCUGAUUCACCAUGAAGGCAUCUGUACUCGCAAUGUUGGUUCUCGUCAGUGGAUUUGUAAGCUACUGCUCCAGUCAAUCUUGGCGGAGCAAACAGCUUGGGGUUGCCGGUUGCCCGGGAGAUCCUCUUACUUGUCAUCUGUCCUGCCUUCAAGUUGGCAAUUCGAGCGAUAAAGGCGUUUGCGACGAUGACACAUGCACAUGUAUCCAUGUGGGUUGCCCGAAUAAUCCCCAGGGAUGCCAAUAUGUGUGCUCCAAAAACGAAGUUAGCAAACGCUACAGAUGCGGCGGCUACAAGAACCAAUUCUGUAGAUGCUUUGAAUAGUGAUAUCUCAUCAACAAUUGACGGGCAAUGUGCAAUAUUAGUACAACUGCAAGAGUGCUUUCCCCAUACAGGAGGGGACCCCAUCUUUUCCUGCAGUGCUGGUCGAAGUUUAUCAUUUUAUUCAGCUUGACGGGAGGGAUUACCUAAAACAUUACGUCGACAAAAAUAAAGUUGCGCAACUACAAUCUGUACCUGCGGGGUCCAAAAUAUAAAAACCGGCUCGAGUCAACUUCGUACCAUUAUUGCAUGUAGCCCCUCAAAGUCUUCAUGCAGGCGUGGCCUGUAAUGAAAAAGAAAAUGAAUAAAACGUA